AUGCGGUCAAGUCUCAAGACCCUCGGCGGGUGCUUGUUGUCUAUCCUUGUGAGCACAAGUCAGGCAGUCUCCAUCCCGACAGCUCACGGAGACAACCCUGCUACAUUAUUCGAUUGGGGUGAAACCGAGUCAUCCUCACAUCUCGUCUUCCACAAAUGCUAUGAUGGGAGUUUCGAGUGCGCAAAGCUCUUGGUGCCGCUAGACUGGAGUGAUCUGUCCAACCCAAAUAAUGUCUCCAUCGCCAUUGUCCGACUGCCCGCUGUUGUUGAUCGAGCAGAUGAAUCAUACGGCGGUGCUAUUCUUGUCAACCCCGGAGGCCCAGGAGGUUCCGGGACCGACAUUCUACUCGCAUCGGGAAAAGGGCUGCAGAAGCUUGUGGAUGGUGAGAAACAUUUCGAUGUACUGUCCUUUGACCCUCGCGGCAUGAAGUACACGACACCGAGUGUUAGCUGCUUCCAAGAUGACCCCUCCAGGCAAGCUUUGUUGAUUCUGGGCAUGGGAGCAGGUGGUUUGGAUGAUUCCUCCAACGCUUUGAACUUGAAGUGGGGGAUUGAUCAAGGACUCGGUCGUCUUUGUGCACAUUCCGGUUACUACGCGGAUGGAUCCAACAUUCGCCAAUUCGUCAGCACUGCAUUGGUAGCUCGUGACAUGGUCGAGAUUAUUGACAGACUGGAUGAGAAUCUGAAGACCGAGCUGGAGGACGGAAAGAGGCCCUCGGGGUUAAAUUAUCAGCAGCAGACCCUUUCACAGACCUCGAGCGACGAUGUUCCUCUCCUCAAUUACUGGGGCUUGUCUUAUGGAACAAUGCUGGGCAACACAUUCGCUUCCAUGUUUCCUGAAAGAGUGGGUCGGGUGAUUCUGGAUGGAGUUGUAGAUGCGGACGAUUACGUCUCAACAGGAUGGACGACGAAUCUUCGGGACAACACUAAGACGUGGUCGAAGUUCUUCGAGUACUGCUUCGAGGCGGGUUCAAAAUGCGCCUUGUAUCAUCCUUCAUACAAGUCUGCUAACGACAUCCGUGAUAAGGUGGAUGCUUUCUGGGAGAAGCUCAAGCAAGAACCCAUACCGAUAGUGAUUGGAGGUAACAUGGGUAUCCUUACAAAUUUCAUCUUGCGAACAUUCGUACACACGGCACUUUAUAUCCCAAAUGUUCUUUGGCCUUACCUGGCCGUUUUCAUUGAUUCACUGGCCAACGAAGACCUGGUGACCGCAAGUUCAAUGUUGGAGGAGGGCCUCUUAUGGCAGCACGAACUGCCAUUAUAUUUCUCGCCUUCUCUGCCGCCUAUUCCUAAACUAUCAGACUACUUCUCGAUGACUUCCAACAAACCCGACCAACAACCGCAAUUCGGCUAUGCUUGGAGCCUGGAAGCAUCAAUCUCAGUACUUUGUGGUGACGGCGAGGAUAUCACAGACCGAACCAAGGCCAAUCAAACCGACUAUUUGGCUCUCCUUGAAUCUCAAUCUAAGAUCAGCGGACCUGUCUGGGCGGAGAUCAAUCUUCAUUGCAUUCACUGGCCUUCGGAAUUGAGACCAACAUCAAAGAACCGUUUUACAGGACCCUUUGGAUCGAAAUUGUCGCAGUAUAAUCCAAAGGGAAGUCCGAUAUUGUUCAUCGGAAACACCGCGGACCCCGUGACGCCUGUUUUCAAUGCUCAUAAAAUGUCCAAAUCGCACGAGGGAAGUGUGGUCUUCACACAGGAUCUUCCUGGUCACUGCUCCACCGCAGCUAAUCCAAGUACUUGCCUCUUCCCCAUUGUCAGGGCAUUCUUCGCAAAUGGGACGUUGCCUCCUAAGGGUUUGGUCUGCGAGGGUAUGUUCAAGCCAUGGGACUUAGUUUAG
Messenger RNA from Exophiala bonariae, 1839 nucleotides. RefSeq lists its product as uncharacterized. The record is from RefSeq and is a predicted model, not a curated record. The transcript has a single exon. The coding region runs from base 1 to 1839 and encodes 612 amino acids. NCBI's taxonomy places the organism in Eukaryota, Fungi, Ascomycota, Eurotiomycetes, Chaetothyriales, Herpotrichiellaceae.